Messenger RNA from Didymodactylos carnosus, 1542 nucleotides. Lineage: Eukaryota; Metazoa; Rotifera; Eurotatoria; Philodinida; Philodinidae. The record is from the annotation of a GenBank genome assembly.
AUGAAGGAAAUGUUAGUCAAAUGUCGUGAUUAUUACAAAGAUAAUGAAAAAGAACUGGAGAAAAUCGAUGAGUUCGAAGAAAAGUAUAAAAAAGAGAAAGCCGUUUAUUGGUACACAACACCUACCUUUGUCUCGAAACUAAUCAACAAAGCACUGCGGACAGAAGACAUGCAUGCACUUUACAUCUGUCGAGCUUACAUUGCUGAUCUUUCCGAGCAAUUACAUAAAGAAUAUGAAGAAUAUAAACAACUAUUAAUUGAUUACAAACAACCUCUAGAUCAAUGGACAGUUUAUCACGGCCGAAACAUGUCUCAAGAAGAAAUUGUUCUUCUCCGACAGAAAAUAGGACAAUUGAUCUCUAUGAACGGAUUUUUAUCCACUAGCAAACAAAAGGAAGUGGCCGAUCUGUAUGCAAAGGACGUGCUAUUUAUCAUUGAAACCACAUUCGAUUUAUCCUAUGGAUGCUUCGCUCAUGUGGCACCAAUGAGUGUAUGGCCCGAAGAAGAUGAAGUUCUAUUUGAUCUAGCAUCUGUAUUCAAAAUCAAGGAUGUGAAAUACGAUGAAACCGAACAGAAGUGGAAUGUUUAUUUAGUCACGUCGGACGAAGGAACACAUGUCCUUCAAGCCCAUAUCGAUUCGGUGAGACAAGAAGCAGAUGAACUGAAUAUUGAUUUGAUUUUUGCUCGAUUGCUGAUUCAAAUAGGUGAAUAUCAAUUAGCGAAUGAUUAUUUAACCAAAUUAGCCUCUAUUAUUCCAGCGGAAGAAGACAAUCGAGACUUAGCCUUGAUCUACCACUAUCAUGGAUCGAGUUUAGAUCGCGCAGGGAACUAUGCUCAAGCGAUGGUCGAAUACGAAAAGACUUUAGCAAUGCAACAACGUCUAUUCCCAGAAGGACAUUCGGAUCUUGGCGAGACCUUAGGUGGAAUUGGUUUAGUUUAUGAUAACAUGGGCAAAUACGAUCUUUCUAUAGAGAAGCAUCUUCAGGCUUUAGCUAUGGGUGAGAAAACAUUGCCCAAAGAUCAUGUUCAUAUUGCGGAAGCGUUAAAUAACGUUGGUCUGUGCUAUUUUAAGAUGGGAAAAUCCGACCUGGCGCUUGAAUAUGCAGUCCGAGCAUUAGAAAUGAGGCAAAGACAGUUUCCACAUGAUCAUCCUGAUUGCUACAUGCUGAAUAAUAUUGGAUUAGCGUAUCAUUAUUCUCAUGAAUAUGAGAAAGCCCUCGUCAAUUUUCAGCAAUCAUUAGAAAUGAGACAACGUUGUUUACCGCCGGAUCAUGCUGAUAUUGCUGGUUCCUUCUGCAAUCUAGCUGCCGCUCAUCUAGCCCUAAAGCAUUUCGAUGAAGCAAUCGAUUAUAGUCUGAAAGAUUUGUUCAUGAGUGAAAAGACACUACCUCCUGAUCACUCGGAACUGGGUAUUACUCAUCAUUAUCUUGGUCAAAUUUAUCGGGCAAAGUAUCCAGACGGUACUCUUGCACUACAACAUUACGAAAAAGCCAUUGAAAUCUAUAUGAAAACUUUGCCACGGCAUCAUCCUUAUAUUGGAUGA